ACGGAAGCCUUUCAGGAAACCCGGAAGUGAUCAGCAGCAGCGGCAGCAGGAGACACACGUGAUCAUUUCUUCUUCUUGUUUGUGAUGCUUUCGUAACAGCAUUCACCAAGGUCACUAGUGGGAGCAGUGGGAGCAGUGGGAGCUAAGCCCCUUUCAGCACGUGUGAUUAUAGUUCAGUGUAAAAGCAGCAAGUGGGAGAGAACAUGGCUGGACUUAUAAACUUUGAGGAUCAGAAGGAGGUGGAGCAGUUCUUGGACAAUCUGGGAGUGGAGUACAGCUUCCAGUGCUACAAAGAAAACGAUCCGGAAGGGUGCCAAAGGCUCUCGGACUACCUGGAAGGGGUGAAGAAGAACUACGAGUCUGCAGCACAGGUGCUCAAACACAACUGUGAGGCGAAUGGACACGGAGAGAGCUGCUAUAAGCUGGGGGCUUACCACAUGACCGGCAAAGGUGGGAUGACAGAGUGUCUGAAAUCAGCCUACUCCUGCUUCCUGCGCUCCUGCAACGCCAACGGAAAGAAGUCCAUAGACGCGUGCCACAACGCCGGCCUGUUGGCCCACGACGGACGGGCCAACGAGGGCGGACCUGACCUCGCAGCAGCCCGGCAGUACUACGAGAAGGCCUGCGCCGGCGGCUUCGCUCCCUCCUGCUUCAACCUCAGCGCUCUGUUCAUUGAGGGCAACGCCAAAGGACUGAAACCGGACAUGAAACAGGCUCUGACGUACGCCAACAGGGCCUGUGAGCUGGGACACGUGUGGGGCUGCGCCAACGCCAGCCGCAUGUACAAACUCGGGGACGGCACGGAGAAGGACGAGAAGAAGGCGGAGGAGCUGAAGAACCGAGCGAAGGAGCUGCAUGGUUUGGAGAAGGAGAGGCAGAUCAAGUUCGGGGAGUGAAGGGCGACUCUUCAUUAAGUUAUUGUUGAUUUGGUGCUCUAGUCUGGUGUCCAGUCAGGUUCUCCGUGGAGACAAGAUUGUGUGUGCAAAAACAAAACCUGUUCGGGGGUUUUGAAAGUAGGAGAUGAUGUGUUGUUUGUCCAAAAAUAAUGAAUAAAUGGAUGUUUGCCUCAUUUGAAAUGUGUCGACAGUCAAAUUCAGGGAGUAGUAUUGACUAUUUGUGUGGGCAGAUUUCAGUCAAAUAUAUAAAGUAAAUGUGAAAGCAAUAAAGCGAGUCUUGAUUCAUGUACAGUACGAGAAUAUUUAUGAUUCCUUUAUGAAGGACUAUGAUUUGUGGUAUGAACUUAUAUGGUUAGAACUCAGUGUAUUGUCAUCACAUUGUGGUGUGCAUCAACCUUUAUAUAAUACUAUUUAUACAUAACCAUUGUGUGUUAUUAGUAUGGAAUGCUUCA
Molecule: messenger RNA, 1348 nt
Organism: Anoplopoma fimbria (sablefish)
Lineage: Eukaryota; Metazoa; Chordata; Actinopteri; Perciformes; Anoplopomatidae
Product: cytochrome c oxidase assembly factor 7
Exons: 4
Coding region: 204-896 (230 amino acids)
Cellular component (GO): mitochondrial intermembrane space
Molecular function (GO): protein binding
Source: RefSeq, a predicted model, not a curated record